Rosa rugosa (rugosa rose) is the source of this 480-nucleotide messenger RNA. RefSeq lists its product as uncharacterized. Lineage: Eukaryota; Viridiplantae; Streptophyta; Magnoliopsida; Rosales; Rosaceae. The record is from RefSeq and is a predicted model, not a curated record. The transcript has 2 exons. The coding region runs from base 20 to 469 and encodes 149 amino acids.
GAAGCCUAGCCGUAUUGACAUGUUCAAGCUGACAAGAUUUAGGGAAAACAAGAAAACAUGGGUCGGGGAUGUCGCAGAAAAUGCUUAUGGUGAGAUGACAAAACUAAAAAAUUCUGAGCAAACAAAUGAAGAGUCAGAAAAAGCAAUGUCUGAUGAUGAGAUAUACGAUAAAGUUCUUUCCACAAUUGUUGGUCCACCUCGGUCAGGCUACAUACGUGGCUUAGGAUCAGGUCCUAAGCCUAAAAAUUCGAAAGUUUCCAAUAAUCAUUCACAACUUCAGGAGGCUACACGGAGGGCAAAUGAGGCAGAAAGACGAUCUACCCAACUUGCAGAGGAGUUAGAGGCAAUGAAGGGUAGUGCAGCUCAACAAAAUGAAGAAUUAGAGGCAGUGAAGGCUAGUGCAGCUCAACAAAGUGAAGAGUUAGAGGCAGUUAAAGCAAAGCAGAACGAGAGACGGACGCUUUUUUGAAAAAAUUGCUG